UCGGCACGUUCGGUCAAAGUACUUCAUAUGCUUCCAACUAGUUUGCCGUGAGAAUUAUAGCCGGUGUGUGUGUGGCUGCUCCCUUUUAUUUAUCACCGCUGGGACAUCCUCCAACAAAUGUCAAUCAUGAGUCACUUCUGACUCCAGGAGUCGCCCCUGACCUGUGGGAAUAAAUGUGUCAUCACGCCGGCCAAAGCAGUGGCGCUAUGUUAUGAUGGCUACUAGCUAGCAUACUAGCAGGCUAGCAACCGUAACGAAGGCGAUCAUUAGCUAGCUUGCUAGCAAGCGGACCUCUCGCUCGGCUCAUACUUCUUCUCAAACGGCUCGUCAUAACUCGUCUGUGGGUCCACUUGAGAGGUACCGCGUUGGGCGUCACAAUAAGGAUGUCAGCCUAGCAUCUACACCCAGCGCAUUACUCAUCAUGCCACUGGAAAUUGUGGAAUGUUUUUUUUUGCAAGAUAAUGCACGUCACGCCAGACUUGUGCUGCAGAGAUUUUGAGAGCUCGCAGUCGGCAUUUCUCUGACAAUUACUGCUGGAUGUCUUAUCUUGCGUGCUUCCGGUAAGACGUUGACUAUGUGUCUGGCCGCCUUGGAUUUGCUGGAAUAAACAUUGGCGUAAAGUCUUGUGGAAAAAGAGGAAAAAAAAAAAAAAACAAAGAAGGAGGCCCAGGAGGGGAUAUCUGCUCCCCGGAAACAUGGCUUCAGUUUGGAAGAGACUGCAACGUGUGGGGAAGCACGCCUCCAAGUUCCAGUUUGUAGCUUCCUAUCAGGAGUUGAUGGUGGAAUGUACCAAGAAAUGGCAACCAGACAAACUGGUGGUAGUUUGGACGCGUAGAAGUCGGCGGAAAUCCUCCAAGUCUCACAGCUGGCAACCUGGCAUCAAAAAUCCCUAUAGAGGUGUGGUGGUGUGGCCUGUGCCAGAGAACAUUGAAAUCACUGUCACACUCUUCAAGGACCCUCAUGCAGAGGAGUUUGAAGACAAAGAAUGGACGUUUGUCAUUGAAAACGAGUCUCUGUCAGGCCGGAGAAAAGCCUUGGCCACCAGCAGCAUCAACAUGAAGCAGUACGCCAGCCCCAUGCCCACGCAGACAGACGUCAAACUCAAGUUCAAGCCGCUUUCCAAGAAGGUGGUGUCGGCCACGCUGCAGUUCUCCCUCUCCUGCAUCUUUCUGCGAGAGGGAAAGGCCACGGAUGAGGACAUGCAGAGCCUGGCCAGUCUGAUGAGCAUGAAGCAGGCCGACAUCGGCAACCUGGACGACUUUGAGGAGGAAAACGAGGACGAUGAGGAGAACAGGGUGAACCAGGAGGAGAAGGCUGCAAAGAUCACAGAGAUAGUAAACCAGCUGAAUGCCCUCAGCUGCUUACAUGGCGAUGAUGAUGAUGAUGAUAAUGGAGGUCGUGGUGUCCUGAGGGGAGCAUGCAAAGCAGCCGCUAAGCCUGCCCCUUCCUCCCAAGAGCUGAUCAACAAGCUGAACUUCUUGGAAGACGAGGAUCGGCAGAUGCAUCCAGCCAUGAGCAGCAACCCUUUUGACGAGCCCGAAGACAACCUCGCCGACCCCAACCACCUCAACCCAUUUGGCGAGCUGGACGAGGAAGCAGACCCCCUCGAGCCUCCGCCAACGCCGUCGCAUCAGCGGGUGGACAAUUCCUUCUAUGAUCAUGACUCCUCGAAUCCAUUCAGUGAACCCGAAGAGUCACACUUGACCCCAGGGAAUCCCUUCGAUGAGCUGGACCAGGACACAGAUCCUCAGCCAGAGCUGGAGCCCCCAAAGCCCCGGCCCAGGAAAGGCGCGCGACCCGUUGAUAUGAGCAAGUACUUGUACGCUGACGUCGCUCAAAAUGAAGAAGAGGAGCUCGAUGAGUCCAACCCAUUCUACGAGCCAAAGACCAGCCCAUCACGGAGCCCCACUGGUGGCCCCUCUCUCGAUGCUGUCACCGGCCAGAAGAGGAAGGCUCCGGCGCCUCCCAGCACGGGCCCUGGCCUCAGCCCCAGUGUAACAGCUCCCAAACCAGGCUGUCGCCUGGUUGGGGAGAAAGCCCAGUCGCUCGGGCCCAGUCCAGUGGCAGCAGUCAUUGGGAGAGAUCUGGUCUCCUCUUCCCCAAAGCCUAGCCCAGUGCCGAGCCCGGUUCUGGGAGGGAAGCCCAACGCCAGCCAGUCGCUGCUGGCCUGGUGCCGCGAGGUCACCAGGAACUACCGUGGGGUGAAGAUCACCAACUUCACCACCUCCUGGAGGAAUGGCCUGGCUUUCUGCGCACUGCUGCAUCACUUCAGGCCAGACGUCAUAGACUACAAGUCGCUCAAUCCUCAGGAUAUUAAAGAAAACAACAAAAAGGCAUAUGACGGUUUUGCCAGCCUGGGCAUCUCCCGCCUCCUGGAGCCAUCAGACAUGGUCCUGCUGGCCAUCCCCGACAAGCUGACCGUAAUGACCUACCUCUAUCAGAUCCGGGCGCACUUCUCCGGCGAGGAACUCAACGUGGUACAGAUUGAGGCCAACAGCAGCCGCAGCACCUACAAGGUGGGCGACUUUGAAACUGACACCAACGCCUCCAUAGACCAGGACAAGUUCUAUGCCGAGCUCAACGACGUGCAGAGUCGCUCCCAGGCCGCCGAUUCCGCCACCUCCAUCGGUGAGAGCACCAAAUCUAAUGGCUCCAAAAGCGUAGAAGAAGACCUGACCGAAGGCAAGGUCGAUAUUGGAACACCUUUGGUUGGCUUGGAAACAUCAGCGCCUCCUCCGUCCUCAGCUCCUGUCCCCUCACACCGCACAGCCGCUGACUCCACUCGAGUGACAUCAUCAGGCUCUGAAGACAGGGGCAACCUGCUGAAAGCUAAAACUUUGGACCUCUGCGACCUCCCGCAGAAGUUAGAGUGGGACUUGGAUGACAGCAGACAGCAGGGGGACAAGCAAAGAAUCCAAGGUGGUACGGAAAUGGGGUCCUCUGCCCAAAAAGGGAGUCCCUCCAUUUCGCCUGCUCAUCAGAAAUUGGGUUUCUCUUAUAAUCGGGAUGCUGACCUCAUCAAGAAGAAAAGGGCCAGCCUGCGUCACUCCGAGUCCGAGCCUACGUCAGAUACCAGCUCUCCAGUGAACCAUAAAGACUUAGAAUCCAAACAGGAACCAGCGCCUGCCCCCGUUUCAAGUCCCACCGCUGAGAAGAAAGCCUUGUCCCGUCAGGAGGAGCUGAAGGAGCGAGCCAGACUGCUGCUGGAACAGGCCCGCAGAGACGCCGCCAUGAAGGCGGGCAACAAGAGCAUCCUCAACUCUGGUGUCGCUGCACCAAACAGGAGUACCAACGUCUGUGAUGAGCGGGAUGCCGAGCGGCGGAGACAGCUCAGAGAGCGAGCUCGGCAGCUGAUAGCUGAGGCCCGCUCUGGAGUCAAGAUGUCUGACAUGAGCCUGGACGUGUCUGGCACUGGCAGAGCCAAGGGCAGCAAGGCUAGCCUAGCUCGAGAUGUUGUGGAUGGAGAAGAAGGUCGUCAUAGCGAUGAGGGUGCUGAUGGUAAAAAGGGUGAGGAUGAGGAGGAGCACUUCCAUGUUGGUGGUGGCGAGGAUGACCCUGUUACUGCAACCGCGUCUACAUCCGCCCUGCCUACUAACUAUGUAGCCCUGGAGGUCCCUCUCCCAGCUCCAAUCAGAGGCCAGGGCCCCCUGGAGCUUACUAACCCCAGCUUUGAGCUAACAUCUCUUGGAUCCAACAGCAAGCACGUGGACCUGAAGCUGAAGAAGCUUGCAGAGGUCAAACCGUGCGCAGCCACUGGGCCAUCUUCCCCAUCCUCCUCCAUCUCCUCCUCCUCAUCCUCCACGCCCACCACCGCUUCCUCCAGCUCCCCACUCAGCCCUGUUGAAGGAGCUGAGAACGCAGACGAGUUGCGAGCGGAGCGACUGCGCCGAGCCACCGAGAGGCUGCGCAACCCCGUGGUCUUCAACAAGGACUCUGCGGUCAGAAAGACGCAACUCAAGUCUUUCAGUCAGUACGUGGAGAACAGACCAGAGGUGAAAAGACAAAUUUCUGCUCCUGAGGACCUGAAGAAGACAGAGGAUGACGAUUGGGGGUCACAGAUGGAAGUCGACAUCCACAGACCAUUUGAAGAAGAGAAGGCGUUCAAAGACACGAGUCAGUAUGUGGUCGGGGAGCUGUCUGCGCUGGAGAGCGAGCAGAGGCACAUAGACGCCCGAGCGGCUCGCGUGGAGAAGAGGCUGCGCUAUCUCAUGGACACAGGCAACAACAAGGAGGAGGAGGAGGCCAUGAUGCAGGAGUGGUUCAUGCUGGUCAACAAGAAGAACGCCCUCAUCAGGCGACAGAACCAGCUCUCUCUGCUGGAGAAGGAGCACGACCUGGAGAGACGCUUCGAACUGCUCAACAGAGAGCUGAGAGCCAUGCUGGCCAUCGAAGACUGGCAGAAGACGGAGGCCCAGAAGAGACGCGAGCAGCUGCUCCUGGACGAGCUGGUCCUGCUGGUCAACAAACGAGAUGCGCUGGUCCGAGACCUGGACGCCCAGGAGAAAGAGGCUGAGGAGGAGGACGAGCACCUGGAGAGGACGCUGGAGCAGAACAAAGGCAAGAUGGCCAAGAAAGAGGAGAAGUGUGUCCUGCAGUGACAUCAUCUUUUUAUUUUCCCCUUUCUUCUUCUCUUUCAAACGGUACUUUUAUGGCCGCCACUGUUUGAUGACCUUUUUUUUGUGGGGGGGG
Dunckerocampus dactyliophorus (ringed pipefish) is the source of this 4689-nucleotide messenger RNA. It is a transcript of the gene ehbp1, whose product is annotated as EH domain binding protein 1. NCBI's taxonomy places the organism in Eukaryota, Metazoa, Chordata, Actinopteri, Syngnathiformes, Syngnathidae. The record is from RefSeq and is a predicted model, not a curated record. The coding region runs from base 696 to 4598 and encodes 1300 amino acids. Gene Ontology annotation, molecular function: protein binding. The transcript has 26 exons.